Salvelinus fontinalis (brook trout) is the source of this 1193-nucleotide messenger RNA. RefSeq names its product olfactory receptor 10A6-like. Gene Ontology annotation, cellular component: membrane. Gene Ontology annotation, biological process: G protein-coupled receptor signaling pathway. Bases 8 to 1021 code for a protein of 337 amino acids. Gene Ontology annotation, molecular function: G protein-coupled receptor activity; olfactory receptor activity. The record is from RefSeq and is a predicted model, not a curated record. NCBI's taxonomy places the organism in Eukaryota, Metazoa, Chordata, Actinopteri, Salmoniformes, Salmonidae. The transcript is spliced from 3 exons.
CUAAAGCAUGUGUGUUCUGAGGAGGUUCCUCCUGUGCUAUGCUUUUUACAGGACUCUGAUGUUGCGCAUGGAGAACGUUUCCUACGUGGCCCUGAGGCAGCCCAUCGUGUUUGAGCUGGAGGGCUUUGAAGUGCCUCGGAGCUAUGGUUACCCCCUGUUUGCCCUGUUCCUGGCCAUCUACUUCCUGGUGCUGCUGGGGAACGGGGUUGUGAUGAGUGUGAUUGCAAUAGAUAAGAUGCUACACAAGCCUAUGUACGUGAUGGUGUGUAACCUGGCUGCCUGUGACCUGCUGGGAGGAAUGGCUGUGAUGACUCAGCUCAUGGUCAUCUUCCUGACGGGGGAGAAGAGGAUUCCAUACAACAGUGCCUAUGCUCAGGCCAUCUGUGUUCACACGUAUGGUGCAGCUAUACAGACCAUACUGUCAGCCAUGGCCUAUGACAGGUAUGUGGCAGUGUGUGAACCAUUGAGGUACCAUGCGAUCAUGACAACGGCCCACAUGGUUUUUGUGAUCUUGCUGGCCUGGGCUGUAGCAAUCAUCCUUAUAGUUGUGCUCUUUGCUUUGAAUGUGGGUACUCCACUAUGUGGAACCUACAUCAGGCAUGUCUACUGCAGCAACCGCUUCAUCCUGAACCUGGCCUGUGUGCCCACCCCCAUUAACGAUAUCUACGGUUUGUGCAUCACUUGGGUUCUCAGCAGCGGUUCCUUCCUCAUCAUCUUUUUCUGCUAUACCAAGAUCCUGUCAGCCUGUCUGAUGAGGAAGAGUGACAAGGGCAGUCGUAGUAAGGCCUUACAGACCUGCGCCACUCACCUGGUCAUCUACGUGAUCUACGAAAUUGUCAGCCUCACCAUUAUCCUCAGUAACCGCUUCCCCCAGGUCCCAAUGAACAUCAAGAAGUUCUGCACUAUCCUGAUAUUCAUAGUUCCCCCUCUAAUUAACCCUAUCAUCUAUGGACUUGUCACUAAAGAGUUACGCACAAGCAUUAUAAAGCUGUUGAAAACCCGGGUCGCACCCAAACUGUAAAAUGUUUGACAGUUUACUGUGGCAUCCCCACCGUACCCAUCGUUCCAGAUAGAGAACAUGCAUAUAAUAAUAACAGAGGUCAUCUAACAGGUUGCAGGAAAACAAAUAUGGGCAAUGUAAAAGAAAUAUGAAUUAAGUGCAUUUACUGUAGUGGCCUCCAGUGGGUCCCCAA